AGUCCUACAGCUGGCCUCAGCAGUUCAGGCCAAAACAUACCACCAUGUUUGUGACAGUACUUCUGUUAUGGCUCUGUGUUUGGUUCAUCAUCCUCCAAUUUAAAUCUCGGAGGCCCAGGAACUUCCCCCCGGGACCCCCUGCCCUGCCCAUACUAGGAAACCUUUUCCAUUUGAACCUGGAGAACCCUUUAAAGGACUUUGAGAGGCUGAACAAGUCUUAUGGAAACGUCUACAGCCUCUUCAUUGGUCCCAAACCAGCUGUAGUCAUCAAUGGGCUGAAGGCCAUGAAGGAGGCCAUUGUGAUCAAGGCUGCUGAUUUUUCAGGACGACCCCAAGACUCACUUGUUAAUGACGUUGUCCAGACAAAAGGAAUUGUUCUAGCAGACUAUGGUUCUGUUUGGAGGGACCAUCGUCGCUUUGCUCUGAUGACUUUGAGGAACUUUGGUCUUGGGAAAAAUUCAAUGGAGGACAGGAUCCAUGAUGAGGUUCAAUACACCAUUAAAACACUGGAAACCAGCAUCGGUAAAACUCUGAGUCCUCAGGUCAUGUUCCAUAAUGCAGCCUCUAACAUCAUCUGCCAGGUUCUCUUUGGUAAACGCUACGAGUACGAUGAUGAGACUAUCAAAACGAUUGUUCAGUGUAUCAUGGCUAAUUUAAAAAUGAUCAAUGGACCGUGGUCUAUGCUCUAUGACUCUCUUCCCAUAAUUCGUACCCUGCCUCUGCCAUUCAGAAAGGUCUUUAAGAAUUAUCAGACUUGUGAGAACAUUGUAAGACAUACGGUAAAUGAGGACAAGAAGACCAGAGACCCUGGAGAGCCGCGACACUUUGUUGACUGCUAUCUGGAUGAACUGGAGAAGAGAGGAGAUCAGGAAACUUCAUUUUCAGAGCAGCAGCUCAUAUCAACGUGCCUCGAUCUUUACGGCGCUGGAACCGACACCACCUCCAACACCGUGCAAACUGCUUUUCUUUACCUGAUGAACUACCCACACAUACAAGAACGGUGUCAGCAGGAGAUCGACCAGGUGUUGGAGGGAAAGGAUCGACCCAGUUUUGAGGAUAGAAACAACAUGCCGUACAUGCAGGCUGUGAUCCAUGAAGUCCAGCGGAUCGCCAACACUGUUCCUCUCAGCGUCUUUCACUGCACGACUAGAGACACUGAGCUGAUGGGAUACUCCAUUCCCAAGGGUACAAUGAUCAUCCAGAACCUGACCUCAGUUCUGAGGGAGGAGGGACAGUGGAAGUUCCCUCACGAGUUCAACCCUGAAAACUUCCUGAAUGAGAAGGGAGAGUUUGUUAAACCAGAGGCCUUCAUGCCUUUCUCUGCAGGUCCUCGGAUGUGUCUGGGAGAGGGUCUGGCUCGUAUGGAGCUCUUCCUCAUCUUGGUGACUCUGCUGAGGAAGUUUAAGUUCAUCUGGCCUGAAGAUGCUGGAGAACCAGACUUUACUCCGGUUUUCGGGAUCACUAUGACUCCCAAACCUUAUCGGAUGAAGGUCCAGCUGAGAUCAGAGCAGUGACCAGUGGCCUUAGAUGAAGAUUAAGUUGAAUUCAAUAGUAAAAAUAACUAUUUUUGAUAAUUACCUAAUUUACAUGCUACUCCUGGCAAUUGACAACAUACCAAUCAAAAAAAAAAAAAAGCAUUGUGGAGACGAAACACUGCAACAAUGAUGUUUGCAGAUUUUGCACCAGCACCUUUUGUGUAUUUUCUGUACUCAUUACUCAUGUGUUCGCUACAGGAGAAGUAAAUUCAGUGGUCUGUUUUACAGCUGUUAGUGACCACAGAAGGAAGGAACAUGGGCUGAGGUGUUCCACAUGCUCCAGAUUUCUAUCUCUGCAUUUUGGUGUAAGACCAGUAAGUUGUAAGUGUAUAUUAAUGCAUCUGAAUGACCAAUGAAGUUGCUCUCAUUUACACAUUUUCUCCUCCUUUUGUGAGUAACUGCCUGAAAAGCAACUCAUUACCACUACAUGUCAAGCCAUGAUCAAGUCGCUCUGCUCCAAUAAAAUCCUGAUUUUGUAAGCU
This is a messenger RNA of Melanotaenia boesemani (Boeseman's rainbowfish), 2017 nucleotides long. Its product is annotated as cytochrome P450 2F2-like. Gene Ontology annotation, cellular component: cytoplasm; intracellular membrane-bounded organelle. Gene Ontology annotation, molecular function: heme binding; oxidoreductase activity, acting on paired donors, with incorporation or reduction of molecular oxygen, reduced flavin or flavoprotein as one donor, and incorporation of one atom of oxygen; iron ion binding. Gene Ontology annotation, biological process: xenobiotic metabolic process. The transcript has 11 exons. The record is from RefSeq and is a predicted model, not a curated record. NCBI's taxonomy places the organism in Eukaryota, Metazoa, Chordata, Actinopteri, Atheriniformes, Melanotaeniidae. The coding region runs from base 45 to 1514 and encodes 489 amino acids.